Messenger RNA from Nymphaea colorata (pocket water lily), 2418 nucleotides. RefSeq names its product NAC domain-containing protein 53-like. Gene Ontology annotation, biological process: regulation of DNA-templated transcription. The transcript has 6 exons. The record is from RefSeq and is a predicted model, not a curated record. Bases 422 to 2182 code for a protein of 586 amino acids. Gene Ontology annotation, molecular function: DNA binding. NCBI's taxonomy places the organism in Eukaryota, Viridiplantae, Streptophyta, Magnoliopsida, Nymphaeales, Nymphaeaceae.
CUUCUUUUGCUUGUCAAUGUCUAUAAGUCCCAAGGAUGAGUAUCAAUGGCUUUCCUUGAGAUGUAGCUGUUGGUUGAUCGAUCUGCUGCAGUUUACACUGGCGGUGCAGGGAUUGCUAAUAUCGGCAUUGGAUUUGGCAUUGGUUCAACUCCGGGAGAUCUUAUUAGGGCUUACUGGGUCUGUUGGUUGACAAAAUUCACUACGUCCAAAAGCUUAAAAGUUGGAAACCAGCCAUGGCACCCUUAAUUUCAAGAAUGGGCCUUCCGGAAUUUCGGAUAAGAUGAAGGAUUAUAUAGCUUAGGUGUAAGGGUUUAUAGCCACUAAACUUAUUUCUGUGUGUAAGGUGGGAAGGUUUUGGUUCAGGACCCCGGUGCAUCCACUAUCAUUUCUUUCGGUGAUCAUAGGGCUGAUUUAAUUCUUUAUGGCAAAAUUAUCAUUCUUUCCAGGGUUCCGGUUUCAUCCAACAGAUGCAGAAUUGGUUUGUUUCUACUUGAGAAGAAAGAUCUGUCAGAAGCUGAUUAACCCUGAUGUUAUUUCAGAGCUUGACAUCUACAAGUUUGCCCCUUGGGAUCUUCCAGGGCAAUCUUGUCUACAGAGUAAAGAUCUUGAGUGGUACUUUUAUUGCCCUCGAGAUAGGAAAUAUGCAAAUGGUUCUAGAACAAACAGAGCCACUGAAAUUGGCUAUUGGAAGACCACAGGAAAAGACAGACCUGUCUACAAUCAUUCUCAGCUUGUGGGGAUGAAAAAGACUUUAGUUUUCCACGUUGGAAGGGCUCCAAAUGGUGAUAGAACUAACUGGGUAAUGCAUGAAUAUAGACUGGAAGAUAAAAAUCUGGUUGAAUCUGGGAUUGCGCAGGAUUCAUUUGUGCUUUCUAAGAUCUUUGAAAAAAGUGGGCCAGGACCAAAAAAUGGUGAGCAAUACGGUGCCCCUUUUAGAGAAGAAGAAUGGAAUGACGAUCUUGUGGAAAAUCUCACAGUUCCUCAGUCAUUGGAUGAUUGUAAUCUGCCCCAAAACAAGGUCGCUGAAAAUCCAAAUUCCUGUUCAGUGAACGCUUCCGAUUUCCCAUUGGAGGGUUUAAUCUCUGAUGCAUCUGUCACUCCGGCUACAUCCCAUGCGAAUCUACCCUUAGAGUAUGAUGAUAUUGAUAGAAUUCUUCUACAACUUGCUGCUGAAGGUGAGAAUUUGGCUGCAUCUGAUCACUUUGAUGAGCAGCCUUCUUCUAAAGGAAAUGGGAGUGGAUGUAGUGAGGUCCAUCACAUGAAUCUGAUGGAUGGGGUCCAAAGUUCUCAUGGCACAGGUGAUGUUUCAGAUAUCUAUUCCGGUUUGGAAGACAUAACCAAUGAGGUGAAGCCAGGGGAUUUUUGUUCAGUUGACAAGUUCGUUUUCCCAAGCGGCAGUCCGUGGCUUGAUAAACUUUUCUUGGAGGGAACAUAUCUAGAAUUAAAUGAUAUCCUAGGUCCAGGGCAUGUGAAUUCAUCUCUACUACAAAGACCUGAAAAUUCAUGCAUGUCUGAUGUUGAUCAAGACCCUCUCGGUUCGUUUGCUGAUCAGAAUAACGUGCCCAUGCCUCUACCGACAAACAAUGAUAAGUCUACUGGUUCCAGUAUCAACAGUUUGUGCAUGAAUCCGUUGGGAGAGGUUGGCAGCGUUGGAAUACCCUCAGAAGAGGGACAUUAUCUAGGAAAUAGGGGUCCAUUUGCAUCAACACAACAGGUCUCGGAAAAGGAAAGCACAUCUUCGUUUGUUACAGCGGGUGAGGGGCAUUCAAAAGGGGAUAAUUUUAAUUAUCCAUGUAGCAAUGGGGGGUCUUUUCUGAAACUCCAGAGCUUACUGGAUUGUUUUCCUGCUCGUCCUGCUUCCGCUGCCGAAUAUCCGCUUCUUCUCAAUGAAGGGAAAACCAUGGGUAGUUCCUCAGCGCACUGCAGUUCUGUAAAUGCCUUGUCUGCAGUAAUAGUGAACUCCAUUGGCAUGGAGGAGCUGUUCUCACACUGCUACGAUAUGGAAAAAGGCAAGAAGCUGGACGACAACACAGGGAAGAAAAAUGUAGUAAGGGCAGGCUACUCAUGGAGGGGGUUCUCUUUUCUGGCUUUUCUUGGUGCAGUCUCUUUGUUGAUAUGGGUUUCGCUUUUCAUCCUUGGAUUCAAGAUCUUCGGGUGUGCCUGGAAACUGAUCCUUUCUUAGAAGGAGCAAUCUUCAUAUACAGACCGAUUUGGCAGUUUUGUGAGCUCUUCCCUUGGCCAAAUGGGUGUUCUUUUUUUGGUUGGUCUCCGUUUAGUAUAUGGUCGUGAUGUCUGCUUUUGCCUUUUUGUAAAUCCUGUUAUACUUUGUUACCUGUCGUCUGCCGCUGUAUGUAGCUGUAUAUGUUUAUUGAAGUGUAUUAUGGAAAGUAGUACCUAGUACCGUAGUCACUAUUUUCA